UUUCUUUGCCUCUUCCUCGCUUCCUGCACUGUUAGAAAGAACACCACGAAACGAUCAACCACGUCUGCAGCUCUUCACACAGCAAACCUAGUGCGGAGAGAUCACAAAGAGACCAGAGCAGACAAGAUGAGACACGAAGCGCUGUAGAGCAGCUCAUCAUCAUGCUCACGGACAGCUCUGCCUUUCUCUGACAGCUUUUUCCUCCAAGCUUUUUUUGCACAGAACUGUAGCCUAAGUAGGUUUUCAUAUGUGGUGAUUAUUAUUUAAGUCUACGUGUUUCAUUUACACUUUUGGGCCUGUUUCACAAUUUACCCCCCUAAUUUAACAGCCUUGGGCAUUUUUCGGGCUUUUGUUGGAGAGAAAAGGACACGUUUCAGGAUUUUUCCCCACUUUGGAACCAUUUGACUCUGGAAAAGCAGAGGCAGAAACAUCAGGCAGAAGAAGGCGGAGGGAAAAGUUGUUUUUUUGUGUGUUUCUUGUGUGUGUUUUUGGAGGCUUGCAGGAAUGUUAAGGCCGGUGCUGCUGUUGCUGCUGACCACCGUCCUCCUGACUGAGAGGGGAAACGGCGAGAAAGAAGUCAGACCAGAGGUAUGGCUGCAGCAGUAUGGUUAUCUUCCUCCUGGCGAUGUUCGAGCGCAGGCCAUGCGUUCCCCAAAGUCUAUCGUCUCUGCCAUCUCAGCCAUGCAAAAGUUCUAUGGCCUCACCGUCACAGGAACUAUGGACCCAGCCACGCUCAAGGCGAUGCAGCGGCCACGCUGUGGAGUUCCAGACAAGUUUGGCUCAGAGAUGAAGAGCAACCUGAGGAGGAAACGCUACGUCAUACAGGGGCUAAAGUGGGAAAACAGAGAGAUAACCUUCAGUAUCCAGAACUACUCUCCUAAAGUGGGGGAGUAUGCCACUCAUGAGGCCAUCCGGAAGGCCUUUAAGGUGUGGGAGUCGGUGACACCCCUGAAGUUCCGGGAAAUUCCAUACAAUCAGAUCAGAGACAGGCCCGAGAAGUUUGCCGACAUCAUGCUCUUCUUUGCUGAGGGUUUCCAUGGCGACAGCACACCAUUUGAUGGGGAGGGCGGCUUCCUGGCCCACGCAUACUUCCCUGGUCAGGGGAUCGGAGGGGACACGCACUUUGAUGCAGCAGAGCCAUGGACGACUGGCAACGUCGACCAAGGAGGUAAUGAUGUGUUUCUGGUUGCGGUGCAUGAGCUGGGUCAUGCUCUGGGUCUGGAGCACUCGGGUGACCCCUCUGCCAUCAUGGCUCCAUUCUACCAGUGGAUGGACACCGAGAACUUUGUGCUGCCUGAUGACGACAGGCGUGGAAUUCAGCAGAUUUAUGGUGCAGGAUCAGAAGAGCCCCACAAGCCCCCUGCCCCACGGCCCACACGCAGACCAGACAGGCCCACUUUUGGACCUGAUAUCUGUGAAGGCCACUUUGACACCAUUGCUAUCCUGCGUGGAGAGAUGUUUGUCUUUAAGGAGAAGUGGUUCUGGCGAAUGCAUGAUGGAAAGCCUCAGCAGGGUUACCCCAUGCCCAUCGGACACUUCUGGAAGGGUCUGCCUCCCUCCAUCAAUGCUGCCUAUGAGCGUGCUGAUGGCAAAUUUGUGUUCUUUAAAGGUGAUAAGUACUGGGUGUUCAGCGAGGCCACUAUGGAUCAAGGAUAUCCUAAAACUUUUAAGGAGCUGGGCACAGGCCUUCCUAAAGACAGGCUGGACGCUGCCCUCUACUAUACUCCCACAGGAAAUACUUACUUUUUCAGAGGCAACAAAUAUUACCGCUUCAAUGAGAACACGCGCUCUGUGGACUCAGAUUACCCCAAACCCAUCAGUGUGUGGCAAGGAGUGCCUGAGAAUGUGAAAGGAGCCAUUAUGAGUGAUGAUGGAGUCUACACCUACUUCUACAAAGCCAACAAAUACUGGAAGUUCAACAACCAGCAGACGAAGGUGGAGGCAGGCUACCCCAAAUCGGUCCUGACUGCCUGGAUGGGCUGUGAAGGGGAGGAGCCUAAAAAGAGGGCCAGGACGGAUGAGGAAGUGCUCAUCAUUGAGAUGGACGAGACAUCAGGGGGCUUUGCUGGAGGGGCGGCAGCCAUAGUAGUCCCCGCUCUUCUGUUGGCUUGUGUGCUCAUCACUCUGGGAGCGCUGCUGUUCUUCCGUCGCUACGGCACCCCACGACGCCUUCUGUACUGCCAACGCUCCCUACUGGACAAAGUUUAGAGACGGAAGGAUGGGAAGAGGAAAGACAAAAACUGCAAUAAAUUGUAUUUUGGCAAAGGAAAGCAUCUUAAAUUUAGUCAAUACAUGUGAUAUAUCUCAUUAAGAGGUUGUUGUCAGACUAAC
Molecule: messenger RNA, 2331 nt
Organism: Colossoma macropomum (tambaqui)
Lineage: Eukaryota; Metazoa; Chordata; Actinopteri; Characiformes; Serrasalmidae
Gene: mmp14a
Product: matrix metallopeptidase 14a (membrane-inserted)
Biological process (GO): collagen catabolic process; zymogen activation; skeletal system development
Cellular component (GO): extracellular matrix
Molecular function (GO): metalloendopeptidase activity; zinc ion binding
Source: RefSeq, a predicted model, not a curated record